AUGAAUAUUUUCUCCUCGGAACCAAACCAAACCAAACCAAACCGAGCACGUCCACCGUCCGAUAACCAGUUGCCGUACAAUCCACGGCCCAAAAACUGCCCGACAUUAUCACGGGCAGAUCUCAUCGUCUUUAAGAAGGGUUGCCUGUAUCUUUCAUUCUUCACUCAAACACCUGAGCCUACGACCCUUCGUCUUCUGAUUCUCUGGCAGAUAAAUUUUCUCCGGCGGUCAUCGGAGUUUUUGUUAGAUUCCGGUGAAUUACGUCUUCAAUUUCAUGUUUUCUCUUUCAUCCGAUCGAUUUUUCCGGAGAUUUGCCGGAGUUCAACCACGCCGCUGCAAUUCAUGGCCGCCGUUUUAGCUAGCGGGAAUGAAUCGAGCUGGGGCCAAUCUAGUGCUGUUGGAUUAAUGGCGAAACUCCCUUACUCCAAUCCUCACUUAAAAAACCCGAAACCUAACCCUAACCCUAAGAAUAAACACAAAUUCAACACAGCUAACGGCCAACACGCCGACGAUUCUACGGUCGUUACUCAGACCACCUCUGAUGAUGCCUAUUCGUUCAACCAGAGAUCGGUUGAGGGUACUAGCCGGAAUGGUUUCAAUCACGGUGGAUACAUUAGCUUCAACUUAGCUUCGUGUUCGAACAGCGAGUUGAGCGAACUCAAGCAGCGUUUGGUGGCGGAGUUGGAACGGAUCCGAAACUUGAAUAAUCAAAUCGAUUCCGGACAACUCCAACCCAGAUCUCAUGGUAAAAUAAAGAAAUUAUCUGGAAGCAAGCGACCGUUUCCUUGUGGUUCUAAAAAAGAUUUGAAGGGAUUGUGCCAAACAUCGGAAUUUGAGAAUGGUCAUAUGAGUGGAAAUGGGAAAGAGGGUUUGAUGAAGAUGUGUAGGCAAGUGUUGACGAAGUUGAUGAAGCACAAAUUUGGUUGGGUUUUUAAUAAACCGGUGGAUGCUGUGGCCUUGGGGCUUCAUGAUUACCAUCGGAUAAUUAAGCAGCCGAUGGAUCUUGGCACAGUGAAAGGGAAUUUGGCGAAAGGUUUGUUUGUUUCGCCUGUUGAUUUUGCUGCUGAUGUGAGAUUGACAUUUAAUAAUGCCUUGUUGUAUAAUCCGAAGACCGAUGAAGUUAACGGCAUGGCCGAGCAGCUACUUGGUAUAUUCGAGGAUAUGUUUAGACCCAUACAAGAGAAGAUUGGUGGUGAUCGGAAAGAAGAGGAUCGUGGCUUUGUUGGUGAUGAGUUGCAAGGUAGUUCUUGGAGUCAAAUUCCAACCCCAGAAAGAGUAAAGAAAUCGGAAACGAGCCCCAAACCCCCAAUUUCAAAUAAAAAAGACCAAAUGCAAAGUGGGUCAAGUGCCUCAAACCCGUCAAAUUCUCCAUUGAACCCAGCUCCGGUGCAAUCACCCGUGCCCUCUCCAUCCUCCAUGCCAGCGCCUCCUGGGAAACCGGUGGCUGUGAGAGGAUCUUCCACAAAGCAGCCGAAGCCAAAGGCUAAGGAUCCCAAUAAGAGAGAGAUGAGUAUGGAGGAGAAGCAAAAGCUUGGAAUUGGGUUGCAGAGUUUGCCUCAAGAAAAGAUGCCUCAAUUGGUGCAGAUUAUAGGGAAGAGGAAUGAGCAUUUGGCUCAAGAGGGUGAUGAAAUUGAGCUUGACAUUGAGGCUCUUGAUACAGAGACCCUUUGGGAGCUUGAUCGGUUUGUGACUAAUUGGAAGAAGAUGGCGAGCAAGACAAAGAGGCAAGCACUAAUGUCAAACAAUUCAGCUGGAGCGGGAACCAUAACCACAACUUCUGCUGAAGCUGAUAGGGGUCCUAUGAGAGAGAGAACUGAUUUGACAAAGAAGCCAAAGAAAGGAGAAGCUGGGGAUGAAGAUGUGGACAUUGACGACGAUAUGCCUGCAACCAACUUCCCAUCGGUGGAGAUUGAGAAGGAUGAAGGUGGUUAUGAUCAAAAUCAUGGUCAUGCUAAUAGUAGUUCUAGCGGUUCCAGUGGCUCAAGCAGUGACUCAUCCUCUUCAAGUGAUUCUGGUUCAGGGAGUUCUUCUGGGAGCGAUUCAGAUGCUGAUGAUGCACAGUCUUGAAGUAAAUUAAAGAACUUGGCAGAUUUGAGAACUGACGGAUGAAAAAAAUGAUGUUUGAACUCUUACACCUAUUAGAAGGGCUUUAAUGUAGGAGGCUUAUUGAUGAGAGGGUUCUGAAUUGUGAAAAUUUGUCGAACUUUGUAGCUUUGGAUUCGACAGAGGAAUGAAGAUAGGGUGUUGGGUGAAGCUUAUAGAGGGGACCAAAAGAGAUACGUAGCUUAGACUCUAGAGAUGUUGGGUUAUUGAACCAAAAGAGAUAGGGCCAGUUAUGCCCCCAGUUAGAGAGAAGAGAGAGAGAGGUAAAUAGUUGAGAUACCACUGUACAGAUUUUUUUCCUCUUUUCUUUUUGGACAAAAAGAGACGUCUUUCUGCUGAAACUGCAACAGCUACUCGCAAUCACCUGUUAGUCACUGAUACGUCACUUAAAUUACUGAUGCACUUGAACUUAGAACUUGUAGAUUGGAGUGUGGCUGACCACACAAGUAAUACAUGAAUUUCCUCAUGGAAAAGGGAUGGGAAGAAUUGUAUAGAACCGAACGGUCAUGUGGAGUGGAAUGACAAGGUUGCCAAGCAAGGCAUGAGUUGGGUGACAAUCAGAAGAAGGUUGAUCCUUCUCACUCCCAUGCGCUUCCUCCUCUCCUCCUCCUCCUCCUCCUCCUG
Messenger RNA from Ilex paraguariensis (yerba mate), 2727 nucleotides. The record is from the annotation of a GenBank genome assembly. Lineage: Eukaryota; Viridiplantae; Streptophyta; Magnoliopsida; Aquifoliales; Aquifoliaceae.